Messenger RNA from Ctenocephalides felis (cat flea), 696 nucleotides. RefSeq lists its product as uncharacterized. The transcript has a single exon. The record is from RefSeq and is a predicted model, not a curated record. Bases 1 to 696 code for a protein of 231 amino acids. NCBI's taxonomy places the organism in Eukaryota, Metazoa, Arthropoda, Insecta, Siphonaptera, Pulicidae.
AUGAAUUUGAUAACGCAUCAAUCUGUUUUUGGUGAAACACGCUGUUGGUUAUACUCAGUAGAAUGGCAGAAAAGAGGUUUACCCCAUGCACAUAUUUUGUUGUGGUUAAUUGAUAAGGUACAUUCUGUAGAGAUUGACAAUAUUAUCUCAGCAGAAAUUCCUGAUAAAAAUGUUGAUGAGGAAUUGUUCGAUAUUAUAACUACUAACAUGAUACAUGGUCCAUGCGGUACUCUCACUAUUAUGUCACCAUGCAUGGUGAAUGGAAAAUGUACAAAACAAUUUCCAAAAUCAUUUCAAAACGAUACUAUCACCGACAUUGAUGGUUAUCCCGCUUAUCGGCGACGUGACGUUGACAAUGGUGGACAAUGUUUUGAAUUGCGACUGUCGAAUGCCGGGGUAAUAGAUGUUGGUAAUCGAUGGGGAGUUCCUUAUUUGCUUUUGCUAUGCAAAACCUAUAAAGCACAUAUAAAUGCCAAACUGUGCAGCUCGGUGAAGUCAAUAAAAUACAUAUGCAAAUAUGUUCAUAAAGGGAGCGACAAAGCGAUAUUUGCAAUUAAAAGUAUUAAUGAGAAUGAUGAAAUAACUCGAUAUCAAAUGGGUAGAGAUACGUCAGCAGCAAUGAAGCUAUCUGGCGUAUUUUUGGUUUUUCCAUACAUGAAAGGAAUCGAUCUGUGGUACAUUUGGCUGUGCAUUUGA